CAUAUAUAUACCUGUCCACACACUGCGCACCUGAACCGAGGGCAACACUCAGACAUGCAAGAUGACGUCCACGGACAACGACAUCAACCAACAUUUCCAGGAUGCAAUUGAUGUGAUUCAACAGCAUUCAAACAAUUCAUAUUACAAUUCAGAGUACACAUAUUAUGAGACUCUUGGUUCGCAGCAGCAAUCUCUGCAGUGUCAAAUCUCCUGCUGCCUGGUCACACACCCGUCUGAUGUACCGACUCCAGUUUACGAAUGGAAUGACAUGGCUCAGCAGUCCUGGCCUCAGGUCAUCCCGGAGGUUUCCUUGGGUCACUCUGUGCACUGCAAUGAAUCGCCUCAUUUCUACUCUAUCUUACCACCACAGAGGAACAGCAAAUCAGGUCGUAAGAAGCUCAGACUUUAUGAAUACCUCCAUGAAGCACUGAAUGACCCCAACAUGGGCGACUCAAUCCAGUGGACGGAUAACAGCAGCGGCACCUUCCACUUCAUCUCCAAGAACAAGGAGAAGCUGGCCGAGUGCUGGGGCCAACGCAAGGGCAACCGCAAGACCAUGACCUAUCAGAAGAUGGCCAGGGCACUGAGAAACUACAGCCGCACCGGGGAGAUCAUCAAGGUGCGCCGCAAACUCACGUAUCAGUUCAACCCAGACAUCCUGCACAGGCUGGGCUCGGCACACCUGCCCUGCCGCCCGGCAGCUCAGGAGGAGGCCCACCCCCGGCAGCCCAGCCCCGCCGAACAGAGCUACUGCGGCCCUGCAGCGGCCGACUGGCACACCUGGUACGGACACUACCAGCUGCAGGAGGACUAUGACCUGGCCUCCAGCUUCACUUCACAAAACACAACCAAACUCUGAGCUGCUUCUGAUCACUGAGGGGGAAAAUAACUUAAUAAGGUUUUUCAAAGACUUCAGUUUUUCCACUCUCAAACCUUCUGGGUCCACAUCCAGUCCCUGAAUCUACUACAGGCUAUGGGGCUAUUAAUGUAAUAAAAGCUGUUUAAAUAACCUUUAUUAUCAAAUGUGUAUGUUCCAUAAAGAGGAGUGUUACUGUAAAUGAAAUUGUAAAUGUGAGGGCUGAAUUAUAGAAGCCCUAGAUUUAAAUAAAAAUAAACACGUAAAUCUAACAGAAAAGUGAACAUUUGGAUAUAAUUAGAUUUAAUUGAAAUCAUGCUUCUAUUUGUGCUGCAACUUAUGGUAGCACAUUUGUAAUGAAGCUCUUAUUAAGGGUCUGAUUAACAAGAACUUAACAGGAGGUUUUCGAAAACUGAGCCCAUAUUUAGUCAAUUUACGUUUUGUGUCAAACAUUUCUUUUGUGGAUGUAUACACUGCCAGUAAAAUGUUUCAGUGUAAAUCAACUGUAAAUACUUUAAAAAAGACUAAAUGAAUAGUUUGAGAAACUUCUCUAAAGUUCAUAAAGAAUAGAGAUGUAUAUUCUAUUUCUAUAGAUUUGAUUGACAAUGUCCUAAAUGUUACUUUAAAGAAUGAUUUAGAAAUAUUCAAAGGACAAAAUGCAGUUAUAUAUUCAACGAUGCUUACAUAUACUUAUGAGGAAAAACACAAGGCGUAGGGUUAAGUUUUUCACUUUAGUCUGAGGAAUUAAAAGUUAUCUUUAAAAAAUAUAUAUGCAUUAUUUUAUAAGAUGGCAGCUAGAAGCAUAAAAAGGUGAACAAAUAGGUCACCUGCAACAGGUGUUCAUUUUAAACAAUUGACCCGUUGCAAUAAAAAUAACUCUAAGGUCUUUACAAGACGUGGGAGAGAUAAUGAGGAUUAUUUUAUAAAAAUUAUAACAAUUUCUACUUAUAAGUUUGUCUAUGGCUCCUGUUUUUUAAACAACCAGUUAUAAGCAUUACCUUAUGAAAUGUAAAUAAUUGUUCUUGUUUUGUAUACUGAUUAUCUUAUUGUGUAUAAAGAAAUGUUUGCUAUUAUU
Notothenia coriiceps (black rockcod) is the source of this 1931-nucleotide messenger RNA. RefSeq names its product Spi-C transcription factor (Spi-1/PU.1 related). The transcript has 5 exons. Gene Ontology annotation, molecular function: DNA-binding transcription factor activity, RNA polymerase II-specific; sequence-specific DNA binding. The record is from RefSeq and is a predicted model, not a curated record. Gene Ontology annotation, cellular component: nucleus. Gene Ontology annotation, biological process: cell differentiation; regulation of transcription by RNA polymerase II. NCBI's taxonomy places the organism in Eukaryota, Metazoa, Chordata, Actinopteri, Perciformes, Nototheniidae. The coding region runs from base 62 to 859 and encodes 265 amino acids.